AUGGUAGCUGAGACUUCACCUGCAGGUGGAGAAAAAUGGAGGGCAGCAAUAGGCUCCUUGGUUCUGAGUGCCAUAUUCNGCUUUCUGUUCGGCUGGUUUCAGAAAUUCCCCCAGGAUUUUUAUGAAUCCCCAGACCUGGCUGUUUUGAGUCAGUUCACGGAGUANGUGAGGCUCAAUGUGCCUUGUGGAGAUGUAGAUACCCAAGCCAGGGAGCCUCUCUCCAUAUUUAAGCAUCAGGAGUCUAUCGCCCUUAACCUUGAGGAAGGUUGUUCAACAAGUCCUGAUCCCACAGAGGAGGAUGUCUCUGGGAGGCAGGACACUCUGGCUCUGAGGCCAGCUUCUAUGGCAGAGCCACAGGAUGACAAGCAAUCCCGAGAGGACACUGAGCUUGUGAAAAGUGCAGUUUUGGAUCCCUUUGAACCAAAAGCUGCAAUAGAGCUGCUUCCGACUUUAGAUCAAGAUCUGCCCACAUCAGCUCAUACACACUCACCUGCAGAUGUGGCAGCAGAUGAGGCUGCAGAUGUUUCACCUGCCAGGCCAUUAUUUGUGUCUUACACUGUGCCUAUAGAUACACCAGAUUUUGUUUUCCCUCUGCCUGAGGUUGACAUAUAGUUAGGAGAAUGAUCUGCAGAGUUCUACCCAGAUGAGG
This is a messenger RNA of Mus caroli (Ryukyu mouse), 649 nucleotides long. NCBI's taxonomy places the organism in Eukaryota, Metazoa, Chordata, Mammalia, Rodentia, Muridae. The record is from RefSeq and is a predicted model, not a curated record.